Paraphaeosphaeria sporulosa is the source of this 1677-nucleotide messenger RNA. RefSeq names its product acetyl-CoA synthetase-like protein. The record is from RefSeq and is a predicted model, not a curated record. The transcript has 2 exons. Gene Ontology annotation, molecular function: CoA-ligase activity. NCBI's taxonomy places the organism in Eukaryota, Fungi, Ascomycota, Dothideomycetes, Pleosporales, Didymosphaeriaceae. Gene Ontology annotation, biological process: secondary metabolic process. Bases 31 to 1677 code for a protein of 548 amino acids.
UUUUUUUUAUUCUGAUUUGUCGGUCUCGCCAUGCCUUUCCUCGCAAAGGACACCGUGCCAAUUCCUACAAAGGAUAUCCUCUCCUGGGCGUGUGAAGGCCCAGAGUACGAUCAAGACGCACCUCUCUACAUCGACGCCGCAAACCCAUCCACCACCCUCUCCGCCCGCCAAACAAAGUCCCUCGUCCGCCAUCUCAUCGCGGGGUUUCGCGCCGCCGGCCUCCACAAAGGCGACACGGUCUUGAUCCACUCCUUCAACAGCAUUUACUAUCCUGUCAUUGUCCUGGGUAUUAUCGGCGCAGGAUGCAUAUAUACGGGGACGAAUCCGUCGUACACGCCUGCAGAGCUGGAACACGCGAUCCGCGCUUCGGAGGCGAAGUUCAUCCUGAGUGAGCCGGAGUUGCUGCCCGCGCUGAGGGUGGCGGCGAGGCAGCUCCGUCUCCCGGAUGGGAGGAUUCACAUCUUGGAUUCGACGUCCAAGGCCGACCAGACGAGCCCUACACCCGCGGAGUACUCACCAUGGCGGUCUCUCCUCUCCCACGGCGCCGCGGACUGGGCCACCUUCGACGACGAGCAAACCAGCAAGACAACCACCGCCAUGCUCUGCUUCUCGAGCGGGACCACGGGCCUGCCCAAAGCCGCGCAAAUAUCCCACUACAACCUGGUAGCCCAGCACACCCUCGCCUUCGAGCACAACCCCCGCCCGUACAGCAUAAAGCGCCUCGUCUUCCUCCCCAUGUUCCACGUCUCCACCGCGCCCAUGUGCCACACGUCCCCCCUCCGCGCCGGCCACGCGCAGGUCAUCAUGCGCCGCUGGGACGUGGAUGCCGUACUAUCCCACGUCCCGGCCUUCGGCAUCACAGACCUAGUCCUCGUGCCGCCCAUGAUCACGGCGCUGGUAUCGCACGCGCUGCCGGCGCGAGAGAAGCGCCAACGCCUCAAAGGCCUAAGAUGGGCCAUCGCGGGCGCCGCGCCCCUCGACGCCGCCAUGCAGGCGCGCUGCCAGACGCUCUUGCCUCGCGGCAUCCUCACGCAGAUCUGGGCCAUGACGGAGACGACGUGCCUGGCGUCCGUGUUUCCCUACGGCGAGCCCGACGCCACGGGCUCCGUCGGCCGCUUCCUGCCCAACCUCGACGUCAAGCUGCUCGACGGCGCAGGCGCAGACAUCACCGCGUACGGCGUGCGCGGCGAGCUGGCGGUCCGCGGGCCCACUGUGUUCAGGGGUUACGUGGGCGUGCCGCGCGCCCGGGACUUUGACGCAGAGGGGUACUUCCGCACGGGGGACAUCGUUUGGGGUGACGCCGCGACGGGGAAGUGGUAUGUCGUGGACCGGGUGAAGGAGCUGAUCAAGGUGCGCGGGUUCCAAGUUGCGCCGGCGGAACUCGAGGGUGUGCUCCUUUCGCACCCGGGCAUCCUCGAUGCGGCGGUUGUCGGGGUACCGAGUCCCGAGACGGGGAGCGAGUUGCCGCGGGCGUAUGUGGUGAGAAGAGUGGGGUGGGAGGAUGUGAGCGAGGGGGAUGUGGCGGAGUGGGUGCAGGAGAGACUGGCGAAGUACAAGAGGUUAGAGGGGGGUGUGAGGUUUGUCAGGGCGGGGGAGAUUCCUAAGACUGCGAGCGGGAAAAUUAAGAAGCAGGAGCUCAGGGAGAUGGCGGGGAGGGAGAUAGGGGCGAAGCUGUGA